Panicum virgatum (switchgrass) is the source of this 1104-nucleotide messenger RNA. RefSeq names its product WAS/WASL-interacting protein family member 1-like. The record is from RefSeq and is a predicted model, not a curated record. The transcript is spliced from 3 exons. The coding region runs from base 1 to 1104 and encodes 367 amino acids. NCBI's taxonomy places the organism in Eukaryota, Viridiplantae, Streptophyta, Magnoliopsida, Poales, Poaceae.
AUGGAAUAUGGUCGAUCUAACCGCGCUCCAGUUCUGGACGAGGAUGAUGAUGACGGAGACGUCCCUCUCCCGUCUCAUAUUGUCAGGGAUCAAAUAAACCUCUCAGAUCUACGUGACACUACGGGGGAUGCUUGCAUCAGCGAUUGGGCACGUAGACAUAUGGGUGACACUCACCUAGGGAAGAGGAAAUUCCAGAGGGGGCAUACGAAGGGUGACUCGAAGCGUCAAAAACAAAAAGGAAAAGCAACAGCAAAAUCAGUGAACAGCGACACGUCCACAGAUGAUGGCGAUGGUGAGCGUAGUCCACCGUAUCAAGAGACUGGGGAUAGCAGCUCCGCUGGUGAUGGUGACGGUAGUGACAGUGCAGAUGCUGCUGCUGGUGGUGGUGGUGGUGGUAGUGGUGGUGGUAUUCCCAUUCGUUUCACAGGGGAGACUCAGUUCACACAUGCUACUCAGGACCCCGAUCAUGGAGCACCGGAAUCGCCGAGGAGAACGUCGCCGCGCCGCCCCGUCACGGCAGCAAUCGGCAUCGCCUCGCUCUCGCUGCCUCGGAUGCUCCCAGCCUCGCACCCGCUGCUCUACGCUGACGAUCUCCUCCCGCUCGCCGCUUCCCCGCCGCACCACCGCCACCUCACCCUCUCCGCCGGCGGUCGUGCCCACACGCUGCUCCUCGCGCCCCCGCUCGCGCUCGCCGCCGUCUCCCGGACGCCGCACCUCCGGGCCGCGCCCACGCGCUGCUCCUCCUCGCGCCCCCGCUCACGCUCGCCGCCCUCCCGGACGCCGCGCGGGCUGGCACAGCCCGCGGAGGCCGGAUGUGAUAUCGGGCCGGCCGCUCCACUCCACCUUCUGCGCUGCUCCCCUGUUCCUGCUCGCGCACGUGGAGCUGCAGCUGUGGGACGGUGGCCGGUGGGUGGUGGCCUUGGCGGGGGUGUCUAUUCACCGCGCGCGCGAGUGGAAUCGAUCCACUCGCAGAAGGCGCUUCGUCCUCCGCCCCCGCCCCGCGUCCUCCGCCCCCACCCCUUCGUCCUCCGCCCCGGCCGGCGGCUCUCGCCGCCGCGCCGUCCGCCCACCAACCACCGCCGGCGCAUCCCCGUCCUCCCCUAA